UCUAAGUGCUGGGGUUCAUAGGGUUUGAAGGGGUUAGGUGUUAUUUUCUGAGCAAGAGGGGACUCCAAAAAGGGAGGCAAGCAGGAUUCACCAGGAGGCUCUGAGUGCAGUUUGGAUAUCACUGUUCCUGGGCAGACUUCCCACCCUCAAGCCUGGCCCUCUGACAGAACCCUGCACCCCAUCACUGCAGGAAGAGUUUGGAGCCUGUGUUGCUGAAUCCUGAAAACCAGCCAUUUCCAGGAACAGAAACUGAAAGCUGCUCUGGAAGCAGGUUCCUCCCUCUGGGGAGGCAGGCAGGGCUCCUGCCUACAAAUGAGGAGUGGAGCCCGGUCCAGAGUGGAGCAGAGUACAGAGUGGAGCCGCUUCCAGAGUGGACCAAGGUCCAGAGUGGAGCAGGGUCUGAGAGGAGCAGAGUACAGUGUGGAGCAGAGUACAAAGUGGAGCAGGGUCUGAGAGGAAGCCCAGGAGCUCAGGCUUCCCUUCAGCUGCUCCCCUCCUCUAUCGCUCUUCCCAGGAGGACCCCAGCCCUCCACUGCUCGACUGUCUCCUCCUGAACAUCCUGGGCCUGGAUUCCAGUUUUACAAGGCUUCUGAGCAGUUCCGGACCCCAAUCCGUGAUGGCAAUGUCUCCAUCCAAGGUUGCUCCAUUGCUCACCAACAUGGAAGAGACAGUUGGGUCUGUCGAAAAUAAAGAAUUUACAUGCUUCUCCGAUGCUAUACCCAUUCACAAAAACAGCAGUAUUUUAUCUGUAGAAGUGGUCAAGAAUAUUGAGGCUGCUGUGAAAGAUGGAAAGUUGGGAGAAGUGGUCUCCAUAGUCAAAGAUAUCAAUCAGGAAGUAUCAAGAAGCACAGUGAAAAUUGCCGUGACUGGGGACUCUGGCAAUGGCAUGUCAUCCUUCAUCAAUGCCCUUAGGCUCACUGGACAUAAAGAGGAGGAUUCAGCUCCCACUGAGGUGGUGAGGACCACCCAGAAGCCAACCUGUUACUUCUCCUCCAGCUUUCCCAAUGUGGACCUGUGGGACCUGCCUGGCACAGGGGUCACAGCCCAGAGCAUGGAGAACUACCUGGAGGAGAUGGAGUUUGACAAAUAUGACCUUAUCAUCAUCAUCGCUUCUGAGCAGUUCAGUUCAAACCAUGUGAGGCUGGCCAAAGCCAUGCAGAGGUUGAGAAAGAGGUUCUAUGUCGUCUGGACAAAGCUGGACAGGGACCUCGGUACAAGUGCCCACUCAGAACCCCAGCUACUGCGGAGUAUCCAGGAGAGUAUUCAGGAGAACCUCCAGAAGGAGGGGGUUAAGGUGCCACCCAUAUUUCUCGUAUCCAGCAUUGAUCCUUCAUCACAUGACUUCCUGAAGCUCAGAGACACACUGAAAAAAGACAUCUCCAGCAUCAGACAUGAUGGUCUCUUAGGAACCCUUUUCCAAAUCUGCGAGAAGACUAUUAAUGAGAAAGUAGAAUCCAUUAGUAGGAGCAUAGAUGAGGAUAAUCUAAAAGGUUUUGGAAUCUCAAAUCCAGAUAAUCUGGGAGAAUGUCAGAAGGUCUUCCAAGAAAUGUUUGGUGUGGAUGAGAGAUCUCUCCACCAGGUGGCUCUGAAUAUGAGCCAGCCUGAUGCUUGUUCCAGGGAUGCCAAGCCAUCCCAGGUUACACAGAGAGACCAACAAGAUGGCUGGACAGUGUCUGAGCUGUGUCGUUCCGGAACUCAAUAUGUGUUUACAAGUGUUUACUCCUUCACUUGCUGUUUUGACUCUCGCCGUCUUAGAUGCUUUCAACUGAAACAUAUGCUUGAUGAAGAUGCUAAGCAAACCAAGAAAAUUCUGUGGAAAAUCCUGAGAAAUAACAUUAUCCUUCCUCAGAAGGGCUAGACAACUGAGGUCCUCUCCCCAGCUCUGUCUACCCGAAGUUGAGCUUACCUGAGCUAUGGAUUCCAAGUUCCUUGAGGUUAAUGGUCCACCUUCCUUGAUGUGUGUACCCCUCAGGAAACUCCA
This is a messenger RNA of Peromyscus californicus insignis, 1981 nucleotides long. RefSeq names its product immunity-related GTPase family M protein 1-like. Gene Ontology annotation, cellular component: endoplasmic reticulum membrane. Bases 617 to 1858 code for a protein of 413 amino acids. Lineage: Eukaryota; Metazoa; Chordata; Mammalia; Rodentia; Cricetidae. The record is from RefSeq and is a predicted model, not a curated record. Gene Ontology annotation, biological process: defense response; cellular response to interferon-beta. Gene Ontology annotation, molecular function: GTP binding; GTPase activity. The transcript is spliced from 3 exons.